AUGUCAAGCCCUUCUCUAUGCCCGCAGCCACCACCAGAAGAAGAUUUGCAGCAGCAGCAGCACCUGGAAGAGGCCCAAGAACCCUUAAUCAUGGAGGAAGAUCCCCAGACCCAGAUCCAUGAAAUUGAGAACCAACCCGACCAGGGCUUGGCCCCAGAAGAAGCUCAGGCUGAAGAUCAAGAAAACCCUGAAGCCCCAAAGGUACAAGAAUUCGCCGAGUUGCACGUUGUCUUACCAAUAACAGACCCCCACGUGGCUGUUUCUGAGAGAACUGUGACGACUCCAUCCCACAACCCUCAAAAUCGUAGGGGAGUCAACAAGAGGAAGAAGGGUAAGUCCAAUGUUAAGAAACAACAAGCGAUUGAAAAAAAGUUGCUAGCUUUGAUGGAAAAAUUGAAUCCCAUCCCCUCUAUACCACCUAAUAUGCUUAAUUUCUCUAAGCAUGAGAAACUUUUGAAGAGACUUGGUUUGUGGGAUUUUUUUCAUCUAGAAUUUGAUAGGGAUGUAAGGGUAGACUUGGUUGCACAGUUGGUUGCUACUUAUGAUCCAAAACUGAGGUGUAGCUAUGUUAAUGAGUUCCGUAUUGCGGUCAAUAGGGCUGACAUGGCACGUGCAUUUAAGUUGCCGUUGAAGAAGGAAAAGGGGAAUGUGGGUGGAGUAGAAAGUGUGGACGUGGAUUCCGAGCUUGUAUCCGAAGAUUCAAAAGGGUUUAUUGAGGAUUUUGUGUCCAAAUGUGUGCUUUUGCAUGAGGACCUAUGGAUAACACCAGUUGAGGUGGUGAAUUGGUUGGGGAUGAUAAGGAAGGGGCACCCUGAGAAGGUGGAUUGGGCCACAUUAUUCUGGUUAAUGAUGGAGAAGGAGUUGACUAAAGGGGAGCGCUUGGGGGAUUGCUACUAUGCAUCACAUUUUCAGUACUUAAUUAAGUCGCAGCGCGAAGAGGUGUUAUUGUUGAGGGAGGAAGAGACAGCAACGGAAAAGGUGGAGUUGAAUGAGGAGGUAAAGGAUGAGGAUGGGGUAAAUGAGGAGGAGGUGAAGGCAAAGGAGGAGGAUGGGGUUAAUGAAGAGGAUGUGAAGGCAAAGGAGGAGGAUGGGGUUAAUGAGGAGGAUGUGAAGGCAAAGGAAAAGGAGGAUGGGGUUAAUGAGGAGAAUGUGAAAGCAAGGGAGGAGGAGGAUGGGGUUAAUGAGGAGGAUGUGAAGGCAAAGGAGGAGGAGGAGGUUAAUGAGGAGAAUGUGAAAGCAGAGGAGGAGGAGGAGGAGGAUGGGGUUAAUGAGGAGGAUGUGAAAGCAGAGGAGGCGGAGGAUGGGGUUCAUGAAGAGGAUGUGAAAGCAGAGGAGGAGGAUGAUGAUUGGGUUCAUGAGGAGGAUGUGAAAGCAGAGGAGGAGGAGGAGGAGGAGGAUGGGGUUAAUGAGGAGGAUGUGAGGUUUGGUGUUGUAGGUGAAGUGCCGGAAGUAGAGGGUAAUGUGAUGGAUGGGCUGAACUUUGAGCUAACACUUGGACAAGAUGUGGAGGAGGAAGAAGAGGUGAAGGAUGCGGAGAUGAUAGACGUGGACAAGUGCAAGGAGGAUGCUGAGUUGGAGGAGCGAGAGGAGCAAGGACGGUGGGAUUAG
Molecule: messenger RNA, 1608 nt
Organism: Fraxinus pennsylvanica
Lineage: Eukaryota; Viridiplantae; Streptophyta; Magnoliopsida; Lamiales; Oleaceae
Source: the annotation of a GenBank genome assembly